UGUGUGUGUGUGUGUGUGUGUGUGUGUGUGUGUGUGUGUGUUUGGAUUAGUGUCUGCAGCAUCUUGCUCAGGGGAAGGUAAUAUGCUGUCUGAAUGAGCUUCUUCUGUCACGUUGGCAUGGAUGGUUUAAAACUGUGGACUUAGCAGGAGUUGGGGGGCAUGGAGGGUGUGGGAAAAAGAGCAAGAGACGUCCUGACAGACACACAAAGAGAGAGGGUAGAGGCGAGGGAGGGUUGAAGGGAAGGCUCUGUAGGAGAGAGGAUGGGAUGAAUAAGCAAUCCUGCUUUCCUACUUCAGGCUUUUGCAUCUCUUACGGAUAGCUGCAUGUUUCCUCUCCCUUCCUGCUCUUUAUGUUUCUCCUCAUUAGUCUUUAAAUAAUUCCUUCUUUGUCUCAGUGUCCCUGUCCUCCUACUGUCCAGCAUCCUUGCCUCCAAGUCCUCCCCGUCCUGCACAAUCCUUCGUCUUUUCCCCGUCCCGAUCCUCCCCUCUGCCUCCCAUCGUCCCUCUUCCCAAAUGUCCUUUUAUAUCAGUCAGUGACCCACAGAAGCCCUGCUUCCUCUUCCAAUGCAUGUCAUGCAAACAUACACGCACGUACGUGCACUUACAUACAGGUGCAGCCGCUCGGUCAGAGAGAAAACAUAAAACGAGGAUAUUUUGUGAGGCGUUUGUUGUUUUGUUGCCAUGGGGAACUCAGUAAAGUCGCUUAAAUCUUUCACCAAGAAGGACAAGAAGAAGAACUACAAAGCAGUGCAGUCCUGUGAGGAGGGGGGAUCUGGGGGGGCCUAUCUUGAGCCACUAGUAGCCCUGGCCCAGAACGGCGCCACCAUGCACAACGUGCUGGGGCCUGCGUGCAUCUUUCUACGCAAGGGCUUCGCUGAGAGCCGGCAGGCUGACCGAGAGCUGAGGCCAGAAGAAAUGGAUGAGCUGCGUGAGGCCUUCAAGGAGUUUGAUAAAGAUAAAGAUGGAUUUAUUGGCUGUAAAGACCUGGGGAACUGCAUGAGGACGAUGGGCUACAUGCCGACAGAGAUGGAGCUGAUAGAACUGAGCCAACAGAUCAACAUGAACCUGGGAGGACAUGUUGACUUUGAAGAUUUUGUUGAACUUAUGGGGCCUAAACUUCUGGCGGAAACAGCGGACAUGAUAGGGGUGAAGGAACUCAGAGAUGCGUUCAAGGAGUUUGACACCAACGGUGAUGGUCAGAUCAGCACAGCUGAACUCAGAGAAGCCAUGAAAAAACUACUUGGACAGCAGGUCGGACACAGAGAUCUGGAGGAAAUUCUUCGAGACAUCGAUCUCAACGGAGAUGGGCACGUAGACUUUGAAGAAUUUGUGCGGAUGAUGUCUCGAUGAGAGGUCAGACGUUCCUUCUUGGAAAAAACAAAAACCAAGCAGAGAAAAAAAAAACGGAUGGAUUUUUUUAAAAAAAACUGUGAAUAAAUAAGACUAAAAAUAAAACAUAUCAACCUUGGGCUGAAACUGCCUCGCUGAAGCACAACGGCUGACAAUAACAGCCAGGAGCAUCACUGUUACCAACAAGCUGCUGCUGCUGCUCUGAGCAGAAACAAAACCAACGGCUGCACUCGUGACUUUUGCUAAGAACGUUAAAAAACAUACUUUUGAUUAAAGACAACAUUUCUAUGUGUUUGUUAGCAAUGAUUAACAGGUGGUGUUAUGUUUGAGCUGUUUUUGCUCAGCUUCUUUUAUUGUAAUUGUAGCAAUUAGGACGAUCUGUUUCGAACAUUACUAAUUCUGCUUUCAUGCAGAGGUUAGGAUAAGCACAAAAAAAAAACAGCAAUACUGAAAUAUUUUAUGUCAUCCGGUCAAAUCGUUUAUGAGUGGGUGUGUUUUGUGGCUGGUGUUUCUCUCCAUCUUAUGCUGUUGAUGUAAAAUGUCCUGGUGAAAUCAGGUAAUUAUGUGUGAUGUAAUGUAGCGCUGAUUUGUUUCCUCUGACUUUAACCCCAUUAUCUGUGACCCUUUCUGUGACAGACGUGUUAUUUCCAGACUUCUUCAAACGCAAACGUAGAAAGAGGUUUUUGCUGAACUUUAAUACUGUGACAUACCUUUUAUUUUCCUGUAUAUUACUAAUUUCACAUUUUUUAACUCUGCAUGACUUCUUGAUCUAAAAAGUGUUGUAAGAAUCAGUAAAAGGGGAUUUGGACGAUGCUCCAUUUCAGUUUAAGUGUAUGUUUACUGACAUAAUCUUCUAUAAAGUGAAACUUUUAUUUAUUUUAUUUCAACAGUUCAGCUUAAACACCUCAAAGUGAAUUAAACAAUCAUUGUCAUCCAUUAUUAGUACUGAUCCGUUCAAACAUUUAGUAAUCCCAGUUUCCUUGUCAUCAUUAUUAAAAUGUUUAAAGAAGCAAUUUAAGCUUCUUAUUUAAAAGCCAAAGAAAGUUUACAAAACAGUGUCAUUGGGACAGUUUUGUUAUUGUUAGACUGUUCAAGAAUGGACACCAAGGAUUAUGCAUGUUCCUAAAUUCAGAUGAGGGAGAUCUUUGUGACUUUAUGUGUCUUAACUAUGUGAAACUAUGCAUGCUGGAAAACUGCGAUUUGUAGCCCAAUAAUAAAAAAUAAAUGCAUUUCAAAUUUUAUAA
This is a messenger RNA of Austrofundulus limnaeus, 2594 nucleotides long. It is a transcript of the gene cabp1b, whose product is annotated as calcium binding protein 1b. Gene Ontology annotation, molecular function: calcium channel regulator activity; calcium ion binding. The record is from RefSeq and is a predicted model, not a curated record. Lineage: Eukaryota; Metazoa; Chordata; Actinopteri; Cyprinodontiformes; Rivulidae. The transcript is spliced from 8 exons. Gene Ontology annotation, cellular component: cytoplasm. Bases 682 to 1350 code for a protein of 222 amino acids.